This is a messenger RNA of Symbiodinium sp. CCMP2592, 2079 nucleotides long. NCBI's taxonomy places the organism in Eukaryota, Dinophyceae, Suessiales, Symbiodiniaceae. The record is from the annotation of a GenBank genome assembly.
AUGAAGCCUGCCUGGGCUACGGCCGUGGAGCAGGCAUUGAAGAAAGAUGCUCCGGCAUUGGAGAGAUGGACGGAGAUCGAAACUAUCCUGCAGGAGAGCAGGAAGUGCUACAGGCAGGGGCUGCGGCCGGGUCAAGUCCUGGUGCACCCGUCGAAUCGCUCAGGGUUAGGAUUGAAUGGAGCCCAAGUUCACAAGACAGGGGCCCAAGUGCAAUCUGUAGGCUUCAGCUCCAUGGAGCUGAAGCGAAGUGUUUGCAUGGAAAUAUCCACGGAUAGAGCUCUGAGCCAAAAGGCCUUUAGUUUCAACAAGCGGCAAGUGGAUAUGAAUGGAGGGCUGCUAGCUGAGGUGCGAGGCGAUGAGCGAUACAUGUCGUUAGCAUGCAGUCACUUUACGGCAUUUUGCCGUGCCUGCAUUGCAGCAUGUCCCUCGGACCAAGAGACGGUGUCGGACAACGGCAAGCUCACGUUGCAGCGAUUGUCUACGGACUUUCGGCAGGCCGUGGAUAAUGGAUGGGAGUGGCUGGUGCUGUCAGCGGAAGUUGAUGCCGUACUGCCCUCGCUGGCCUCCUUCGUUCAGGAAGUCAUGAAUGCAGCCCAAGGAGUUGCAAGAACGGCAGGCGAGCUGGAGCUCGCCAUGGCGAUGGUGACCCGAGCAAAGUUGCUGGCAGAGCAAGGUUUGUGCAUCGACUGGGAUGUUGUGCAAGCUGAUGUAGCAGCCACGGUGCCGGAUGCCUCGCCACAGACCGUGGCCGCUUGCGGGUUGUUCUGCAGAUUCUAUGCAGGAGGAACCGAAGCACCUCUGCUGAAGUUUUUGCACGACUUUUCCUUGAAAUAUGGGGCAAGCAAAAGAUUGGGAGAGGAAUUCAUGUCCACGGUCGCCGGCCUCCGGUUUGCAGGGCAGGAGCGAUCGCAUGCUUUCGCAAGGGCUGCGAUGAUCGCGACGAACCUGACAGCCACAAAAGUGGUAGACGGUGUGGCUCGGCUGCUGAGCAAGAGCGAUGUCAGCAGGCUCUGUGCGAAAGGCAUGGAAGAUGCUGUAAAGGAUUGGGAGGAGCUUCUUGCUCGUGCCUGGGCUCACACUCAGAAUGUGACGGAUGCAAGUGCACGUGCCAAGGCAGUUGAGUGCUUCGGUCGCCUGAUGGUUCGCAGCACCCUCUUCAUGUGCAAGAAAGAGAAGUCGGGGCAAGAAGGCCUUGAGCACGGGUCCUUGGCCAAUUUGCUGACUUUGUACGAACACGAGAUGGGUGGCAAGAGUGCCGGUGCAACACCGGCUGCUGCUACAAAAGAUGGGCCGUCUGAUGCGGCCCCUGCGACCUUGGAGAACAUGCAGGACCCGGCCUUCCUGAUGAAGCUGCAAGGCUUCGCAGAGGGGAACCUGUACAAAGGCAAGCAGAAGUAUCAGGACAUCUGGCCUUGGAAGCUGGAGAAAAUCGGCCAGAGCCACGGCUCUUUCUCGCUGUCUUGCCCAGUGAGGUGGGACAAGGAGGUCGAGGUGCUUCUGAGCGAGCUCAAGAAAUUUUUCGAUCUGUAUAGCGGAGAUGCACCCGAAGUGGUGUCUGACUCUGUGGACCGACUGCCCCAUAAUACGGAGGCUUGCAGCCAAGAGAGACUCCGAGGAGAGCUCUUCGAGCUCUGCUGCGAGUAUUUCCUGAAGUACUCGCACUGUGAAGAGGAGUUGACCUUUUUGAAGAAUCCCACGUGCUGUCUGUUGGAGGGCAAAGCCAAGACAGGCAAGCUGACGAUCUUCCCCUUCACGGAUCAGAUUUCAAAGAUUGGCUUAAAGCCGGCAGCUGGCAGUGUGGAGGUUUGGCAUUCGGCCUCGGGCACAAGCUUGUAUAUUUCACCCCCGGCUGCAGCCGGAAGUUUGCUAUCUGCCUUCUGGCAGAUCCCGGUCGGCUCAGAGCCGAAUCUGGCGACAGUCCUUCUCAACGAGAAGGGCUGGAAGAUUCCCAUUUUGAAGAACACUGCUUCGCUGAAGGAGUGCAUCCUGUACAGGCCGAAGCCUGCCGAAAGUUUGAGGGCCUCGGCCCAAGAGCUGGAUCAAGGAUCCGCUGCCUCGCGAAAGCGAAAGGCUUCUUGA